UUAGUAGUUGCUCCAGUGCAAGUGUGUGCUGUUCCUGUAACUUUUGGCACCAGUAUGAUGAGGGAAGAAGUAAGUACUGUUAUUCGACCUGUAAUGUUUGCACAUCGACAGGAUAUGAUGUCAACCAGUUUGGAUGAAAAAGUCGACGUAAAAGGGAGACUAAACGAGGCCGAUAGUUCUAUUAAAGUUAUCUUUCAUCAUUGCAAAAACUCAGGAGUUCCGUGGACAGCCGUUAAUGGACAUCUGCUUCUUGAGCUUCAUGUAGCUGAACGGCAAGUGGAUCUUCUGGAUCCGCAUACCCAGGUAUAG
Molecule: messenger RNA, 309 nt
Organism: Angiostrongylus costaricensis
Lineage: Eukaryota; Metazoa; Nematoda; Chromadorea; Rhabditida; Metastrongylidae
Source: the annotation of a GenBank genome assembly